ACUCAAUAAAUACACUGAUCAAUUAUGUGACUUGAAGCAACUAAAAAAUGGAGAUAGAUGGUAAGAAGAAGAAAAGAAAUUUGAUUGAUUAUCUCUGUAUUAAGAAAUGGGUGUCGAUCUCAUCCUCCUCAACGUCUUCAUCGCCGGAAGCUCUGUCCAACGCCGACAAGAAGAUGGCUGCCCCAAGAAAACCGGGCGGAUGGAAAACCAUGCCCUUUGUCCUAGGUAAUGAGACAUUUGAGAGGCUAUCAUCAAGUGGGUUAAUGGCGAACUUCACAGUGUUCCUGUUGACAGUAUAUCACCUAGAUCAAGUUUCAGCUUCCAAUUUGAUGAAUAUUUGGUCAAGCCUUUCCAACUUCGCCCCGCUGUUGGGUGCCUUCAUCUCUGAUGCUUAUGUCGGCAAAUUUUGGACCAUUGCUCUCUCCUCCGUCGCUCAAAUUUUGGGAAUGCUGAUGUUGACCAUAAUAGUAUCGUUGCCGCACUUGCAUCCUUCACCAUGUUCAACUGCUCCUGCAGUGGGCCAGCAGUGCAAAGCUCCGACUCGUUCUCAAAUGGGCUUUCUUUUUAUUGGGCUGGGCCUUCUAUCCAUAGGCACUGGAGGGAUAAGUCCAUGCAGCAUCCCAUUCGGGGUUGACCAAUUUGAUGCAUCAACAGAAGAAGGCAGAAAGGGAAUCAAUAGCUUCUUUAACUGGUAUUACACCUCGUUCACGGCAGUGCUGAUCAUUGCUCUGACUGCGGUGGUCUACAUUCAAGAUUCUGUGAGCUGGGUUCUCGGAUUUGGCAUCCCGACAGCGCUAAUGUUUUGCGGUAUUGUGAUGUUCUUCAUUGGAAUGCCACUCUACGUAUAUGUGAAACCGGAAGGGAGUAUAUUUUCCAGCAUCGCCCGAGUUGGCGUGGCAGCUUAUAGGAAACGUCAUAAAGUUCACCUUACUCACAAUGAUGAUCAAUUUGGGGCCAAUGGAAUUGUUUAUUAUGACCCCCCAUUGCUCCCCGGCUCUGUCGUCACAAAACUUCCCUUGACUCAUAAAUACAGGUUCUUAAACAAAGCUGCAGUAGUGACGGAUGGAGACAUAAAUUCCGAUAACGGUAAAUGCACAAACCCAUGGAGGCUCACUAGCAUUCAACAAAUGGAAGAAGUGAAAUGCAUCCUUAAAGUAAUCCCAAUAUGGCCGGCCGGAAUCAUAUGCUCACUGGCCAUAAUGCAACAGGGAACAUUCACAGUCUCCCAAGCCCUACACAUGGACCGCCAUCUCGGCCCGCAUUUCCAAAUCCCGGCUGGAUCAAUCUUCGUCGUCUCCCUCGUCUCCAUUGCCCUAUGGGUACCCGUUUAUGACCGUGUCCUCAUUCCCUACCUCCGAAAGAGGACAGGGAACGAGGGCGGUAUCACAAUGCUACAAAGGAUAGGUAUUGGUCUCGGACUAUCCAGUAUAGCCAUGGUGGUUUCUGGAUUUGUCGAGACGAAAAGACGGGCCACCGCCAUCAGCGGUGGCCCGCCAAUUUCCAUAGUCUGGUUGUUUCCGCAACUCAUAGUGAUGGGUCUUGCUGAGGCGUUUACCUUCAUCGCCCAGAUAGAGUUCUACAAUAGGGAGUUCCCUGAGAAUUUGAUGAGUGUGGGCAAUUCUUUGACUUCCGUCACGUGGGGAAUCGGAGCAUACCUGAGUAGCAUGUUGGUGAACUUGGUGCACAAAACCACGGCCGUGGGCGGCCGUCCGGACUGGUUGACUGAGGACAUUAAUGCUGGCAGAGUGGAUUAUUACUAUUUUGUUAUUGCGGCUUUGGGUGGGGUCAGUUUAGUGCAUUUUGUGUAUAUUUCUCGGAGAUAUGUAUACAAGAGUAAAGUCCAUAUUGAUGAUGGUGCAAAAGUGUAAAAUGCAUACAUGAAUUAUGAGUAGAUAUAUAUGGAAUAAAUAUACAAGGAGAGUUAGGAGACAAGGAGAUGAUAUACGUAUGUUGUAAUUAAUUAACUAUGCAGCGGAAUAAAAAC
This is a messenger RNA of Cuscuta epithymum, 1984 nucleotides long. NCBI's taxonomy places the organism in Eukaryota, Viridiplantae, Streptophyta, Magnoliopsida, Solanales, Convolvulaceae. The record is from the annotation of a GenBank genome assembly.